UUUGAGGCGGCCUGACGCUCGCUUUUCUCCCUUUACCCGCCCCCUCUUGGAGCUCCCAAAUCUCCCUGUCCCAGCGGCGCUGGCUGUCCCCAGCCCUGCCAGCCCCGCAGGACACAGGCAGGAAUUUUGGAAGUUUCUCCAGCCAGCGGCUCAGCCGCCAUCCCCUCACCCUCCCCGGCGAUGCCGGGCUCCAGCAGGAGGAGGAGAACGGGAGCCAGGCUCGGGAUAAAGGGCCGGGAGUAGGAGGCGAUGCCGCUUUCGGAGGGCUCCUAUCUGCCCCCCGCCGCCUUUGUGCUGAGCCACGUCCUGGGCAUCGCGGGCGUGCUGUACUGGAGGAGCCGCAGCAGGGAAGAUGAACGGGACAGAGUCCAAAAGAAAACCUUCACUAAAUGGGUCAAUAAACACUUGAUGAAGGUGCGCAAGCACAUCAAUGACCUCUAUGAAGACCUGAGAGAUGGCCACAACCUCAUCUCCCUGCUGGAGGUGCUGUCGGGAGUGAAGCUGCCCGUAGAGCCGCCAGCUCAGCGGAGCCUUCGCCUGGUGACAGCACCGGCCUGGUGCCGUGCGAGCAGCGAGGAGGAGGAAGAUGAUGAUGAUGAAGAACCGCGUGAGAAGGGGAGGAUGCGCUUCCACCGCCUGCAGAACGUGCAGAUUGCCCUGGAUUUCCUGAAGCAGCGACAGGUGAAACUGGUGAAUAUCCGCAACGAUGACAUCACGGAUGGCAACCCCAAGCUCACCCUGGGACUCAUCUGGACCAUCAUCCUGCACUUCCAGAUCUCUGACAUCUACAUCAGUGGGGAGCUGGGGGAUAUGUCAGCCAAGGAGAAGCUCCUGCUGUGGACACAGAAGGUGACAGCAGGUUACAUCGGGCUGAAGUGCACCAACUUCUCCUCCUGCUGGAGCGACGGCAAAAUGUUCAACGCCCUCAUCCACAGAUACAGGCCAGAUCUGGUGGACAUGGAGAGGGUGCAGAUCCAAAGUAACCGGGAGAACCUGGAGCAGGCGUUCGAGAUCGCCGAGCGCCUGGGGGUCACCCGGCUGCUGGACGCUGAAGACGUGGACGUCCCCUCCCCGGAUGAGAAAUCCGUGAUAACUUAUGUGUCUUCAAUCUACGAUGCCUUUCCCAAAGUCCCCGAGGGAGGAGAAGGGAUCAGCGCCAUCGAGGUGGACUCGAGGUGGCUGGAGUACCAGAGCCGUGUGGAGUCCCUCAUCUCGUGGAUCAAGCAGCACACGAUACUCAUGUCAGACAAAUCCUUCCCCCAGAACCCUGUAGAGCUAAAGGCACUUUAUAACCAGUACAUACACUUCAAAGAAACUGAAAUCCCAGCAAAGGAGCAGGAAAAAGGACAGAUAGAGGAGCUCUACAAACUGCUAGAGGUUUGGAUUGAAUUUGGACGAAUCAAGUUGCCCCAGGGCUACCACCCCAACGAUGUGGAGGAGGAGUGGGGCAAGCUCAUCAUCGAGAUGCUGGAGCGUGAGAAGCUGCUGCGGCCGGCCGUGGAGAGGCUGGAAUUGCUGCUACAAAUCGCUAACAAAAUCCAGAAUGGUGCUCUGAGCUGUGAGGAAAAGCUCACCCUGGCGAAGAACACGCUCCAGGCUGACGCCGCUCACCUGGAGUCAGGCCAGGCAGUGCAGUACGAGGCGGACGUGGUCGUGUACCUGCAGGAGUGUGAGGGGCUCCUCCGCCAGCUCCAGGUGGACGUGCAGAUCCUCCGGGACGAGAACUACUACCAGCUGGAGGAGCUGGUGUUCAGGAUCAUGAGGCUGCAGGACGAGCUGGUGACGCUGAGGUUGGAGUGCACCAACCUGUACAGGAAGGGUCACUUCUCCACGCUGGAGCUGGUGCCCCCCUCCACGCUGAGCACCACGCACCUGAAGGGCGAAUCCCUGACCAAAGGGCUCCACACCUCCUCGGCCUCCUGGUUCCGCAAGCCCAUGACCAGGACGGAGCUGGUGGCCAUCUCCUCCUCCGAGGACGAGGGCAGCCUCCGCUUCGUCUACGAGCUGCUGGCCUGGGUGGAGGAGAUGCAGAUGAGGCUGGAGCGGGCAGAGUGGGGCACUGACCUGCCCAGCGUGGAAUCCCAGCUGGAGAGCCAGAGGCACAUCCACGCCAGCGUGGAGGAGCUGGGCUCCAGCGUGAAGGAGGCCAGGGUGUACGAGGGUAAAAUGUCUCCGAAUUUCCGCGCCAGCUACACCGAGACCCUGGGCAAGCUGGAGACCCAGUACUGCAAACUGAUGGAAACCUCGAGCUUCAGGCUGAGGCACCUCCAGAGCUUGCACGGAUUCGUGUCCCGGGCCACGGCUGAGCUGAUCUGGCUGAAUGAGAAGGAGGAGGAGGAGCUGGCCUACGACUGGAGUGACAACAACCCCAACAUUGCAGCCAAGAAGAAUUACUUCUCGGAGCUGACAGCAGAGCUGGAAGAGAAGCAGGACAUCUUCCGUUCCCUCCAGGACACGGCUGAGCUGCUCUCCCUGGAGAACCACCCGGCCAAACAAACCGUAGAGGCCUACAGCGCUGCUGUGCACACGCAGUGGCAGUGGAUCAAGCAGCUCUGCCUGUGCGUGGAGCAGCACGUCAAGGAGAACGCUGCCUACUUCCAGUUCUUCAGCGACGCCCGGGAGUCGGAGGCGUACCUGCGCAACCUGCAGGACUCCAUCAAAAGGAAAUAUUCCUGCGACCACAACACGAGCCUGACGCGGCUGGAGGACCUCCUGCAGGACUCCAUGGACGAGAAGGAGCAGCUGAUCCAGUCCAAGAGCUCGGUGGCCAGCCUGGUGGGACGCUCCAAAGCCAUCGUCCAGCUGCGCCCCAGGAACCCAGAGCACGCCCUGAGGAGCACCAUCCCCAUCAAGGCUGUCUGUGACUACAGGCAGAUCGAGAUCACCAUCUGCAGGAACGACGAGUGUGUCCUGGAGGACAAUUCCCAGAGGACCAAGUGGAAGGUGAUCAGCCCCACGGGGAACGAGGCCAUGGUGCCUUCUGUCUGCUUCCUCAUCCCCCCGCCCAACAAAGAGGCCAUCGAGAUGGCCAACAGGGUGGAGCAGCUGUACCAGAAGGUGAUGGCUCUCUGGCACCAGCUCCACGUGAACACCAAGAGCCUCAUCUCCUGGAACUACCUGCGCAAGGACAUAGCCCUGGUGCAGAGCUUCAGCAUGGAAAAGCUCAGAUCCUUGGCUCAAGGGGAGUGUCAGCAAGCCCUGAAGAGCCUCCAGGCCCACUACGAGGAUUUCCUGCAGGACAGCCGGGACUCGGAGCUGUUCUCCGUGUCGGACCGGCUGCGCCUGGAGGAGGAAGUGGAGUCCUCCAAGGAGCGCAUCCGGCAGCUGCUGGAGUCCAUGGAGAACGAGGACAAGGAUGAGAGCGUUGCCAGGACGUUCCUGUCGGAGCUGAGGAACAUCCGCCUGCGCCUGGAGGAGUGCGAGCACAGGCUGGUGAGCCGCCUGCAGGCCCCGAGCAGCGCCCGGGCCGACGGGGACACCAUCCAGGAGAACGCCAUCCGCCUGGCAGAGCAGGAGCGCACGCAGGAGGAUCUGCAGCAGCUGCAGUCGGAGCUGCAGGCUGUGUCUGAGAGGUGCUGCAGCUUCCUGGACAAAGCUCCUGCAGGGCCCAGCACGCCCCAGCUGCGCUCAGAGCUGGACCUGGUGGUGAAUAAGAUGCAGCAGACGCACGGGCUGUCUUCCAUCUACCUGGAAAAGUUGAAGACGGUUGAUGUCAUUAUCCGCAACACGCAGGGAGCAGAGUCCCUGGUCAAGGGCUACGAGGUGAAGCUGAGCCAGGAGGAGGCUGUCCCUGCUGACCUGGCAGCCAUUCACACCCACAGGACGGCCUUGCAGCAAUGGCUCGGGGAGGUGAAGGACAAGGGCUCCGUGUUCUCCACGCUGGAGGAGGAGAUGGCCAAGGCCAAGGAGGUGGGGGAGAAGCUGCUCCAGCUGAGGCAGGAGCGCAGCAUCGACCUGGAGCGCCUCCAGGAGAGGGGCAGCCAGCUGUGGGACCGCUGGCAGCGAGUCUGCGCCCAGAUCGAGACCCGCCACACGGAGCUGGAGAGCAUCCAGGAGGUGCUGAGUGAUUACCGGCAGUGCCACAGCGCCCUGAUCCAGUGGAUCGAGGAGAUCACAGCGCAGCAGGAGCUGAUGAAGCCUGGCCAGGCUGAGGACAGCCGGGUGCUGUCGGAGCAGCUCAGCCAGCAGACGGCUUUGGCUGCAGAAAUUGAGAAAAACCAAGCCAAGCUGGACCAGUGUCAGAAAUUCUCCCAGCAAUACUCGGCCGCCGUCAAGGACUAUGAGCUGCAGCUGAUGACCUACAGGGCCUUCGUGGAGUCGCAGCAGAAGUCGCCCAUGAAGCGCCGGCGGAUGCUCUCCUCCUCAGAUGCCAUCACCCAGGAGUUCAUGGAUCUGAGGACUCGCUACACGGCCCUGGUGACGCUGACCACGCAGCACGUGAAGUACAUCAGCGACGCGCUGCGGCGCCUGGAGGAGGAGGAGAAAGUGGUGGAGGAGGAGAAGCAGGAGCACGUGGACAAGGUGAAGGAGCUCCUGGGCUGGGCCCUGGGCUUGAAGCAGAGCGUGCAGGGCAGGGCAGCUGCUGCUGGGAGCAGAGAGCUGGGGGACAUCGAGAAAUCCAUCUCAGAGCAGCAGGCCCUGAAUGAGGAGCUGACUGCGAAGAAGGAGCAGGUCUCUGAGGCCAUCAAAACUUCCCAGAUCUUCCUGGCAAAGCACAGCCACAAGCUUUCCCAGCCAGAAAAGGAUCAGAUUUCUGCUCAGAUCAGUGCUCUGAAGGAAACCUAUCAGGAUCUCUGCAGCAACUCCACGGAGCAGCUCCAGCAGCUCCAGAGCCAGCUGGCCCAGGAGACAGAGCACAAGGGCAGCCAAGCCGUGGCAGGAGUCAUCGAUCUUGGCACUGUAGAAAUCUUCCCUGUCUUUGGUGCCAUGCAGAGAGGUCUGAUAGAUCAGGACACGGGCCUGGCCCUCUUGGAGGCCCAGGUGAUCACCUCUGGCUUAGUUGUCCCACAGACCAGUGAGAAACUCUCCUUGGAGAAAGCUCUGGCGAGAAACAUCAUUGAUCUCAGGGCAUUCCAGGUGCUGCAGGAAUUGAAGGAGGCUCUCCAGCAGGUGGAAGAAGUCAGAAGUGAGGGGAGGCAGCUCCUCCCCGUCACUGCCGUGGAACAGGGGAGGAUCAGGGAGAAUGUUGGGUUAAAGAUCCUUGAGGCUGAACUCGCCACUGGGGGCUUCAAAUUCCAGCAGGGCAGAAUCAGCAUGGAGACAGCAGUGCAAGAAAGGCUCCUUCCCCCCCAGCUUCACUCCAGGCUCGUGUCUCACCUGGAAACAGCCAAGGAUCUGAUUGACCCCAACACUGCUGAGAAAAUCAAUCUGCCCGAGCUCCUGGAGCGCUGCAUCCUCCACCAAGAGACUGGGCUGAGGCUGCUCCCAGUCAGGCAGCUGGCGGGAGGGAUGGUGAGCUUGAGCUCAGGCAGGGAGGUCAGCAUCUUCCGUGCCCUCCAGGAGGGGCUGAUGGACAGGGAGGUGACAGUCAGGCUGCUGGAAGGCCACCUCUUUGCUGGUGGCAUUGUUGACCCCAGGACAGGGCACAGGCUGAGCGUGGAGGAGGCUGCCAGGCACGGUUUGCUGGACCAGGAUUUGGCCUGCACGCUCCUGAUCCGGCAGCUGCGGGCGGGAGGGAUCAUCGACACCACCACGGGGGAGAGGCUGACCCUGGAUGGAGCCCUCAGGAAGGGGCUGGUGGCUCCAAGGACUGCGCUGCUGGUCCUGGAAUCCCUGCGGGCCUUCGUGGGGCUGCUGUGGCCAGAGACAGGGGAGGUCAUCCCGGUUGGAGAUGCUUUGGAGCAGGGGAUCCUCUCCACGGAGCUGAUUCAGGAGGCUCUCAGCAAGAGGCAGCUCCUUCAGGGUGUUUUUGUACCAGAAACCACAGAGGUGUUGUCCUGGCAGAAGGCAGAGGAACAGGGCGUCCUGGAGAGGGAGGUGGUGAAGAAGCUGAAGGCAACAGCCAUGCCUGAUGUGGUGGCCAGCGUUGGCUCUCCAGGCAGGAGCAGGCACGGCCAGAGCUCCCCUGGGAGCCCCACAGAGCUCCAGGAGCCUCAGCUGAGGAAUGACAAUGAAAGGCUGAUGUUCCACCUCGUGACCCACAGCUACAUCAACAUCCACGACGGGCAGAAGGUGCUCUUGGUGGAUUCAGAGUUGAGCAGUCUCACCAAAGCUCUCAUCCAAAGCCAAGAAAAUGGAUCCUGUGCACAGGGGCUGGAAGGCUUUGAGGAGACAGAGGCAGACACAGCCCCUGAAAGCAAACCUUGCGAUGGUUUGGCUUUGCAGCUUCAAUUUGCUCCUUCAAAAGGGGAAAGUGAGAAGAUCCUGCCACCCAGAACUGCUUUGGAGAAUGGGGAGGUGGUGAUGGGAGCUGAAAGUCUCCUCCUGGAGGAUGCAGAGGGUUUCCUGCAUGUGGAAGAGCAGGAGCAGAUUUCCACUGGACAGGAGACCAUCAGGAGUGAAACUGGAGCUGAAUCUGGAAGAGAACAGGUCACUUUUACAACCAAGGAUAAACAUCAGGUUAAAUUAUUGAUACCAGAACCUCCCAGUGACCUUGAGAGUGGAUUAAUCAGAGAAACACAGGAAAUGAUGACUGAGGCAGAAGAUGGAGUGGAAGGUUCUGAAUAUCAGAAGAGGGUGUUGGAAAGUGGGGCAGUGGCUGUGAAAAGCGAAAUCUGCGUAACAAUGGGUGUUCCAGAAAGUAGAGACAGACUGAAAAUCACGGCAGAGAGGUCUCAGGGUGUGAGGGAACCUGAACGAGAGGCAGAAGACGUUAGAGAAGUUUGUUUGCUGAAGGAGGAGAGAGUUGAAAACGGCGUGCUGGGAGGAGAGGAGGUUGUGCUGCCUGCAGGUGGAGAGGCAGAGAGGCAGAGCAAGGACAUGGAAAGAGUGUCAGAAGUGGAAGAAGGAGAGCAGGAAGAAGCAUCAGGUGACAAGGAACCAUCCCUGGCAGCCCCUGAGGAGCAGGAAGCAGAGGACACUUUGGAAAAGCUCCUGAGGCAGCUCCAAAGCGGUGGCAUCGUCCACGAGCAGACGGGCAGGACGCUGCUGCUGGACCAGGCGGUGGCCGCCGGGGCCGUGUCCGGCCACGCGGCCGUGAAGCUCAUGGAGAGGAUGAAGAUGUUCAGUGGCUUCUUUGACUCUCAGGUGUGCGAGCCCUUGAGCACCGAGGAUGUGAUUGAAGAGGGUCUGAUGGAUGAGGAGCUGCUCCAGAAGGUUCUGGUGCCCGACAAAGCCAUAAGUGGUGUCCUCGACCCGGGCAACAACUUUGUCUACUCCAUCAAGGACGCUGCUGCCGUUGGCCUUCUGGACAAGGAGACAGCCAUGAGGAUUUUGGAAGGGCAGGUGGUUACUGGGGGGAUUGUGGACUUGAAACGUGGCAAAAAAGUGUCGGUGACUUUGGCUUCAAACCUGGGGCUCAUAGAGCCAACGAGUCAGACAGAGCUGGUCAAGCUGGAGAAGGCUUCCAGGGGGAAAGGCGCUGAUGAGGUGACCAGGCAGAAGCUCAUUAAUUUACAGGCUGAGACCAGUGGAAUUGUGGAUCCUGAAAGCAAACGGGCUUUGACUGUGGCAGAGUCUGUUGAAAAAGGGCUCCUGGAGAAGGAAAAAGCUUUUCAGCUCUUGACCAAGCAGGUGGCUGAUGGAGGAAUCAUCCAUCACGUGUCUGGGAUGAGGCUUUCCGUGGACAACGCGAUGAAACACGGUUUGAUCAACCCAGAUCUUUGCGAGGAGCUCAGGAAAGCUGAGAGUGUGGUCCUGCAGGAUUUUGUCCAUCCAGCCACAAAGGAGAAGCUGCCCUUGCCCCAGGCAGUGUCACUGGGGCUCAUUAGCCCAGAAUUCCAGAGGAAAGUGCAGGAAAUCCAGGCUGAGAGCGGGAGCAUUCUUGAUCCAGCUUCUGGCCAGAGACUGGCGCUGUGUCAAGCGGUGCAGCAGGGCUUGGUGCCCCAGCAGGUGGUGGAGAAAGCCCUGUCCUCCUCAGAAAUGAGGGAAGGCAUCGUAGACCCCGAGACCUGCAUGAUCAUUCCCUACUCGGAGUUCCUGAGGAAGUGCAAAAUCGACGUCGGGUCCGGGCAGAGGUACCUGGAGGUCCAACCCUUCCAGGCCAUCAGGGAUGAGGUGACAGGGACCAAGCUGCCGUGUGCUGAGGCGGUGAGGCUGGGGAAGGUGGAUCCCCUGCCCACCCUGAGGCUGCUGCAGGCACAGGCAGACAGUGGAGGGGUGGUGGAGGGCACUGUCAGCAAGAGGCUGUCCCUGAGGGCAGCUGUGGAGCAAGGGGUGCUGGACGAGGCCAUGGCCAAAGUCAUCGCCACCAACCAGCUCAGGGCAGGGGGAAUUGUUGAUGCCCCCAGUGGGAAAAGGUUGACUGUGAAGGAAGCUGUUGGAAAAGGAUUGAUUAGCCAAAAAUUAGCUGCCGGUCUUCGGGAUGUGCAAGUAUCCAAAGAGAAAGUUGGUUCUGAGGUCUGCAAGGUAGAAAAAAUGCAACUUUCACAGGAGAAAACAGAAAAAUUGUCUCCAGAAGAGGAAGGUGUCAUCCUCCCUGCCAGAUCUGGUGGUGCUGAGCCCAAAGCUCAGCCUGAAGCUGUGAGCUAUGACACAGCUCCAAGUGCAGCUGCAGCCACUGAGAAACCCCCCAAAACACGGACAGAAAGGGAAUUAAAACCCCAGGAACCUUCAGAGGGUGGUGUCCAUCCCCAAGAUGAACAUCAUCAUCUUCAUCAUCCCCAGGCAAAGGCUGAGGUGACUCCAGAGCACCCCUCAGUGUUGGGGACAGCACCUCUCCCUGAAGAGACAGCGGUGGCAGGAAAAAGAGAUCCCAAAGGCAGCUCCCGAGUGGGAGCAGCCCGGGGGAAGGAAUUGAGAGAAGGAGUGGAUGGAGGGAAAGUAGAGAGUGGAGAGAAAGUAGAGAGCCUGGGCUUGGAGAAGGAGUUGUUGUUGUUGGGCACGGAGGUGCUUCACAGGGAGGAGGAUGGUGAGGAGAGGAGGAGGAGGAUGGAGUUUGUAAGUGCAGAGGGAGUUGAGGCAGGUGGAGAAGGUGCAGUGGUGGCUCCUGGGCAAGGAGGGAGAGUGGUCCAGGAGACAGCAGCAGCCCCGAGGGGAUCUGUCAGUGUGGGCCCAGGGGAGGGAGGGAUGGGUCCUGCAGAGCCUGGAGAACCUCCUGGUGUUCCUGUGGAGCCUGCAGGGGAUGAGCUCGCAGGGAAAAAAGCUGCCAAGCACACAGAAAGAGAAACCUCUCACACAGAAAGAGAAACCUCUCACACAGAAAGAGAAACCUCUCACACAGAAAGAGAAACCUCUCACACAGAAAGAGAAACCUCUCACACAGAAAGAGAAACCUCUCACACUGAAAGAGAAACCUCUCACACUGAAGGUCCCACUGAUCAGGAAAAAACAAGGGGAACUGAGCUAAAACCUACCCAGAAACAGAAAAGCAAGAAAAAGAGAGCAAAGCAGGGCAGCGUUCCAGGAGACAGCGCUCAGCCAGAGGAACCUUCUGCAGAAAAGCAGCUCCCUCCUUCUCCAAUUUCCCAUGAAAUUCCAAGGAAAAAGGGUGAGGAGGAGCACUUUGUCUCCAGGUUUCCAGAGCAAAAACAUGAAUCCAGCAUCGAGACUGCUGCUGGGUUGGCACGAGACACAGCCAAGCACAAGGGUGGAAAAGGAAAGAAAACAAUUCCUGGGAAAGAUCCAGAACACCCCGGAGAGGAUCAGGUGUUCCCUGUGCUCCCCGAGCAAGGGGAGGCUCGAGAGGUGGUGAAAGGUGGCAUCAAGGAUUCCUUGGUGGCACAGGAGGACACCAGGGUAGGAACCACCCAGGAUGUGCCCAGCACAGCCCCCGUGGCACAGGAGCUGCCCCAGGAUUUAAUAAUCAGAGAGGAACCCACGGAAAUUCAGGAAACCUCCGCAGCCCUGGAGCUUGGAGAGGAGAAACAGCACGAGCAAACAGCUGAGCUCAGAGCAGAACUGGGGGCUGCCCCUGCUCCCCCAAAAUCCCAAGAAGAAACCCCCCAGGAGAGGAGCAAGCAGCCGGGUCAGGGUGAUCGGGGUCUGCUCUUACCUGUGAUCGUGGAGGGGGAGCUGCUGGAAACCUCGAGGGAAUCUUCCAGACCAGCCCAGAUCAAGUUCAGCAAGAAGAUGUGUCUGGAGCACGACCAGAGGCUGGUAUCUUAUCUCUCCAUGCUCCGAGAUAUCGAGAUGAGAAUCAAACGGGUGCAGCCGGCGGAGCAGAAUUUGGCAGCUCUGCACGACCUGAGGCAGCAAGCAGAGGCUCUGGGCGCUGAGCUGCAGGAGCUGAGCUUCCCAGUGAAUCAGGAGCUGGAUGCUGUGCAGAGGAUCGUGGCCAACCCCCCUGAAGAAGUCCCCGAGCAGUUACUGAAGGCUUUGGAGAAGGAUGCCAAGAACCUCCAGAAGUCUCUGAGCUCUGCAAAGGAAGUCCUGCAGUCCCGGCUGCAAAACCUUCACGGGGCGGCAGAAGCUGAAAAGGCUAAAAUCCUGGCCCACCACGAGGCUCUUCAGGGCAGGCUGCAGGAGCUGCUGAGCUGGGUCUGUGGCACCACGGCGGCGCUGGGUGACAGCGACUUCCAGCAGGCCACCGAUGCCACCAGCCUGAGCCUCUGCCUGCAGCACUACAAGGAGCUGAAGGAGCCCCUUGCUGACACCAAGGCUGAGCUGGACGCCGCUGCCUUCAGCAUCCAGCUCCUGAUCUCGGAGCACGCCCAGGAUUUAACCCCCCAGCAGAGCAGGCAGCUGCUGAGGCUGCUCCACGAGCUGCAGAGAAACUUCAGGGACCUGUCAGAGCGUGUGACAGCGCGGCUGGAGGUGCUGCAGGUCUGUCUCCAGCAAGUGGAGCAGACGGAGCAGGUGAAGACGCUGCAGGAGCAGCAGGCAGCCCGUGCACACAGCCUGGCCGAGCUGCGCCGCUGGCUGGGCCAGGCAGAGGACGCGCUGACAGAGCAGCAGAGAGCAGAAGGGGACCUGCCUGCCCUGCAGCAGAGGCAGAGCGAUGUUAAGGAGCUGCAGAGGAACAUGCACAGCAGAGCCGCCUCCUUCGCCGGCGUCCUGAAGAGCACAGAGCAGUUCUUGGAGGAGAACAAGGCCAAGCUGGAGCCUGCAGAGCUGGCAGCGCUGCAGCAGGACCUGCAGCGGGCCAAGGAGCAGUACCAGUCCCUGCAGGAGAGGACAGAGGUGGCCCAGAAGGAGCUGGAGAGCGCCGUGAGCGCUGCAGUGCAGCAGGAGACUGAGAAGGUGAAGGCUGCCAAAGAACUGGAGGAGAACAGCAAUAAGAUUGAUUCCCUUUUGAACUGGAUGGCAUCGCUGGAGCAGAAGGGAGGGCUCCCGGAGUACAGACCACACCCUGUCAGCCAAGGGACAGAAGCAGGAAAAAGCCCUGGGGAUGUCCCUGAUGGGGACAUUGUGGGAGCAGACAGAGCUGCAGAGAGCCUGGACCAGCAGUACGAGAGGCUGAAGGUGCAGCACCAGGAGCUGCUGUCCCAGCAGCAGGACGUGAUCCUGGCCACGCAGGCAGCCCAGGCGUUCCUGGACCGGCAGGGCCCGGGGCUGGCCGGGGAUGAGCGGCGGCGGCUGCAGGAGCGGCUGCAGGAGCUCCGGGGCCGGUACCCGGCGGCGCUGGCGCGGGCGGAGGCGCGGCUGAAACGGGCGCAGCUCCUGCGGGAGGAGCUCCAUAAAUUCCUGAGGGACCACGGCGAGUUCCAGGCGUGGCUGGAGCAGGCGGAGCAGGAGCUGGAGGGGAUGCGCCGGGGGGACGGCGGCGAUCCCGCCGCGCUCCGGCGGCUGCUGCGGCGCCAGGGGAGCUUCUCGGAGGAUGUGAUCUCCCACAAGGGUGACCUGCGCUUUGUCACCAUGUCGGGGCAGAAGUUUCUGGAUGGGGACGCCGAGGGCGCCGAGCCGCAGCUGGAGAUGUCCAGGAGCGUGGUGAGGAGCAAGCUGGAGGAUGCCACGCAGAGAUACACGGCGCUGCACUCCAAGUGCUCCAAGCUGGGCUCCCACCUGAACACCCUGCUGGAUCACUACCAGCAGUUCCAGGAGGUGGCAGAGUCUCUCAGGACGUGGCUGCAGGAGAGUGAGGCUGCCCUGGGGAAGCUGCUCUCGGAGACGGUGUCAUCAGAGGUGGCCGUGCUGCAGAAGCAGCUGGACAGCACCAAGCAACUGCAGGGAGACCUGGCUGAGCACCAGGUGCCAGUGGAGAAGCUCCAGAAAGGAGCUCGGACCCUGCUGGACAUCCAAGGGGAGCCAGCCCCAGACCACGGCCACAUUCGGGAAACAACAGAUGCCAUCGUGAGCUGCUUCCAGAGCCUCUCCCAGCAGCUGUCGGAGCGCUCGGACCUGCUGCAGAAAUCCAUUGCCCAGUCCCAGAGUGUCCAGGAGAGCCUGGAGAGCCUCCUCCAGUCGGUGGCUGAGAUUGAGAAGAGCCUGGAGAAGGAUCAGCCAGCCGUGCUCUCCUCUGCCUCCAUCCAGGACUCGCUUGCCACGAGUGUGAAGCUGAAGCAGGACAUUGCCCGGCAGAGGAGCUGCCUGGAGGCCACCCGUGAGAUGGUGACGCGCUUCACCGAGGCCGCCGACAGCCCCGCGGCCUCCGCCCUGCAGGACAAGCUGGCCCAGGCCACGGAGCACUUUGGGAGGCUGUGCCAGCGGCAGCAGGAGCGGGAGGAAUCCCUCAAGGGGCUCCUGCCCAAGGUGGAGCAGUACGAGCAGCUGUGGGAGAAGCUGCAGCAGUUCACGGAGAGCAGGACGCGGGCGCUGGCGGCGGGGAACCAGCCGGACCGCGACAUCGCGCGCUUCUCCCAGCACAUCCAGGAGCUGAAUUCGGAGAUGAGGCAGCACCAGGAGGACCUGGCCACGCUGGAGCACCUGGCUGAGGAGCUGAGCUCCUGUGGCUUCGCCCCCGGCACCUUCCAGCAGCAGGAGAAGCUGCAGAGCCUGAAGAAAGAUUUCCUGCAGCUACAAAAGGUGGCAAGAGACAGGGAAAAGGAUGCAUCGUCCUGCCAGGAGCAACUGGACGAGUUUCGGAAUCUGGUUGGCGCCGUGAGGAAGUGGCUGAGGGAGAGCGAAGGCAAAAUUCCACCUGCCGAGACCUCCCUGGGCACCCAGGAGCUGCAGCAGCGCAGGCAGCAGAUCCAGGAUCUCCUCGAGGAAUGGAAGGAAAAGGGGCCCCAGGUGGAGGAGAUUGGCCGCAGAGGGACCCUCCUGGAGAACCUGAUCGUGGAGAUCACGGCCCCCAACACCCCGCCCAAGGCAGGUGCCACUCUGCCCACUCCAGGAGGCUCAGGGGGCAGCGUGAACGGAUACCACACGUGCAAAGAUCUGACGGAGAUCCAGUGCGACGCGGCCGAGGUGAGCCGGCGGUACCAGGCGCUGGGCGCGGCGCUGCGGGAGCGCCUGCAGCAGCUCUCGGACAUGCUGCAGGCCAUGCAGGAGGUGCAGGACCAGGCCAGCUCCAUGCUCAGGUGGCUGGAGUCCAAGGAACGGGCGCUGUCCGAGCUGGAGGCCUCCUCCUCCUCCUCGCCCACCAAGACGGAGACGAUGAGAGCUCAGGCUGAGCACAACAAGGCAUUUCUGGCUGAAUUGGAACAGAAUUCUGGGAAGAUCCAGAAGGUAAAGGAAGCACUUUCUGGCUUGCUGGAGAAAUAUCCAGAUUCCCCAGAAGCAGCGAACUGGAAGAAGAUGCAGGAAGACCUGAACUGCAGGUGGGAGAGGGCCAGCCAGGCCACGGCAGCGCGGCAGCAGAAGCUGGAGGAGUCGGCGACGCAGCUGGCCACGUUCCAGGCUGCUGAGGCCCAGCUCAGGCCCUGGCUCAUGGAGAAGGAGCUGAUGAUGAGCGUGCUGGGGCCCCUCUCCAUCGACCCCAACAUGCUGGGGGCUCAGAAGCAGCAGGUCCAGUUUAUGCUGAAGGAAUUCGAAGCUCGCCGACAGCAGCACGAGCAGCUCAACCAGGCAGCCCAGAGCAUCCUGAGUGGCCCUGGAGAUGUUUCUCCAUCCACCAGCCAGGUGCAGGAUGAGCUCCAAGGGGUCAACCAGAAAUGGUCCGAGCUCACCGAGCGCCUCAACUCCCGCUCCAGCCAGAUCGACCAAGCCAUAGUGAAGAGCACCCAGUACCAGGAGCUUCUGCAGGGCCUCUCAGAGAAGGUGAAGGCUGUUGGGCAGCGCCUGAGCAGCCAGUCUGCCAUCAGCACCCAGCCUGACGCUGUCAAACAGCAGCUGGAGGAGACCAGCGAGAUCCGCUCGGACCUGGAGCAGCUGGAAGAGGAGAUCUCGGAGGCUCAGACCCUCUGUGAUGACCUCUCCGUGCUGAUUGGGGAGCAGUACCUCAAGGAUGAGCUGAGGAAACGUCUGGAGACGGUGGCACUUCCCCUCAAAGGGCUGGAAGAUCUGGCAGCCGACCGGAUGAACCGGCUGCAGACUGCGCUCGCCAGCUCCCAGCAGUUCCAGCACAUGUUUGAUGAACUCAGGACCUGGCUGGAUGACAAAAGGUGCCAGCAAGCCCAGAGCCAACCCAUCUCUGCCAAACUGGACAGGCUGCAGAGCCAAAUCCAGGAGCAGGAAGAGUUCCAGAAGAGCCUCAACCAACACAGCGGCUCCUACGAGAUGAUUGUGGCCGAGGGAGAGUCUCUGCUGCUUUCGGUCCAGCCUGGGGAGGAGAAGACCACUCUGCAGAACCAGCUGGUCAGCCUGAAGACACACUGGGAGGAGCUCAGCAAGCAGGCUGCAGACAGGCACGCCAAGCUCAAGGACUGCUUGCAGAAAGCUCAGAAGUACCAGCGGCACGCCGACGACCUCCUGCCCUGGGUGGAGGACUGCAAGGCGAGGAUGGCAGAGCUGGAGGUGACCCUGGAUCCAGUGCAGCUGGAGGCCACUCUUCUGAGGUCCAAGGCCAUGCUGAGUGACGUGGAGAAGCGCCGGUCCCUGCUGGAGAUGCUCAACAGUGCUGCUGACAUCCUGACCGACGCUUCCCAGGCGGAUGAGGAUGAAAUCCGGGAUGAGAAGGCCGGCAUCAACCAGAAGAUGGAUGCCAUCACAGAGGAGCUGCAAACCAAGACUGGCUCCAUUGAAGAAAUGUCCCAGAGGCUCAAGGAGUUCCAGGAGAGCUUCAAGAACAUCGAGAAGAAGCUGGAAGGGGCGAAGCACCAGCUGGAGAUCUACGAUGCCCUGGGGCCGCAAGCCUGCAGCAACAAGAAUUUGGAGAAGCUCAGGGCACAGCAGGAGGUGCUGCAGGCCCUGGAGCCACAAGUGGAUUAUCUGAAAAACCUCACUCGAGGUCUGGUGGAAGACGCUCCGGCCGGAUCCGACUGCUCCCAGCUGCUGAGCCAAGCCGAGGUGGCCCAGCAGGACUUCCAGGCCGUGAAGCAGCGAGUCAACGACUGCUGCUCCCUGAUGGAAAACAAACUGGAAGGCAUCGGCCAGUUCAGCAGCAGGGUGAGGGAGAUGUUCUCGCAGCUGGCGGAUCUGGAUGACGAGCUGGACAGCAUGGGCCCCAUCGGGAGAGACUCCGACAGCCUCCAGUCUCAGGCCGAGGACGUGCGCGCCUUCCUGGGCAGGCUGCACCGCCUGCGGGGCGACAUCGACGCCUCCGAGGGCGAGUGCAGGAGGAUGCUGGAGGACGAGGGCAGCCCCGACCUGCUGGGGCUGAAGAGGGAGCUGGAGACGCUGAGCAAGCAGUGCAGCAAGCUGACAGAGAGGGGCAGGGGCCGGCAGGAGCAGGUGGAGACCACGCUGGCCCGCGUCGAGGACUUCUACGGCCGCCUCAAGGAGCUCAGCCACAUGACGGCAGCGGCCGAGGAGAGCGAGGCCUUGCAGUGGGUGGUGGGGACAGAGGUGGAAACCAUCAACCAGCAGCUGGCAGACUUCAAGCAAUUCCAGAAGGAGCAAGUGGAUCCCCUGCAGCUGAAGCUGCAGCAGGUCAAUGGAAUCGGUCAGGGACUCAUCCAAAGCGCCGGGAAAAACUGUGAUGUCCAAGGGCUGGAGCACGACAUGGAGGAGAUCAACACCCGCUGGAACACCCUCAACAAGAAGGUGGCCCAGCGAGUGGCUCAGCUGCAGGAGGCCCUGCUGCACUGCGGGAAGUUCCAGGACGCCCUGGAGCCUCUGCUGAGCUGGCUGGCAGACACCGAGGAGCUCAUCUCCAACCAGAAACCUCCCUCGGCCGAGUACAAGGUGGUGAAAGCCCAGAUCCAGGAGCAGAAGCUGCUCCAGCGCCUCCUGGACGACCGCAAGGCCACGGUGGAGAUGAUCCAGGCCGAGGGCGACCGCAUCGCGCAGGCGGCCGAGCUCGCGGACCGAGACAAGAUCGUGGGGCAGCUGGAGAGCCUGGCCCGGCGCUGGGAGGGGCUGCUGGGCAGGGCAGCGGCCAGGCAGAAGCAGCUGGAGGAUAUCUUGGUGCUGGCAAAGCAGUUCCACGAGACCACGGAGCCCGUGUCCGACUGGCUGUCGGUGACUGAGAAGAAACUGGCCAACUCUGAGCCCAUUGGCACCCAGACUGCCAAAAUCCAGCAGCAGAUCAGCCGCCACAAGGCUCUGGAGGAGGACAUAGAGAGCCACGCUGCCGACGUGUCAGGGGCGCUGGGGCUGGGGCAGGCGCUGUCCUCCCUGAGCUGUGCUGCCGAGCAGGGGCUGCUGGCAGAGAAAUUAGAAGCUCUGCAGAGCCGCUACGGCGAGGCCCGCGAGCGGUGUGGCCGCAAGGCAGCACUGCUGGCACAAGCCCUGGCCAACGCCAGGAUUUUUGGGGAGGAGGAGGUGGAAGUGCUCAACUGGCUGGCUGAGGUGGAGGACAAGCUGGGCUCAGUGGCCAUAAAGGAUUACAAACGGGACGUCCUGCAGAAGCAGCAUGCCGACCAGCUGGCUCUGAAUGAGGAGAUUGUGAACAGGAAGAAGAACGUGGACCAAGCCAUUAGAAAUGGACAAGCUCUCCUGAAGCAAACCACAGGGGAGGAGGUGCUGCUGAUCCAGGAGAAGCUGGACGGGAUCAAGACGCGCUACUCCGACAUCACGGCCGCCAGCUCCAAGGCUCUGCGCACGCUGGAGCAGGCCCGGCAGCUGGCCACCAAGUUCCAGUCCACCCACGAGGAGCUCACGGGCUGGAUGAGCACGGUGGAGGAGGAGCUGGCCUCCAGCGGGGCUCAAUCCCCUGCUGGAGAGCAGAUCCCUCAAUUCCAGCAGCGGCAAAAGGAGCUGAAGAAGGAGGUGAUGGAGCACAGGCUCGUGCUGGACACGGUGAACGAGGUGAGCAGGGCUCUGCUGGAGCUGGUGCCCUGGAGAGCCCGCGAGGGGCUGGACAAGCUGGUGUCGGACACCAACGAGCGCUACAAACUGGUCAGCGACACCGUCAAGCAGAGGGUGGAGGAGAUCGAUGCUGCUAUCCAGAGGUCUCAGCAGUACGAGCAGGCAGCGGAUGCAGAGCUGGCCUGGGUGGCCGAGACCAAGAGGAAGCUGCUGGCUCUGGGUCCCAUCCGCCUGGAGCAGGACCAGACAACGGCUCAGCUGCAGGUGCAGAAGGCGUUUUCCAUCGACAUCAUCCGGCACAAGGACUCCAUGGACGAGCUCUUCAGCCAGCGCAACGAGAUCUUCGGCACCUGCGGCGAGGAGCAAAAAGCUGCUCUGCAGGAGAAAACCGAGUCCCUGGUGCAGCAGUACGAGGCCGUGAGCCAGCUCAACUCGGAGCGCUACGCCCGCCUGGAGCGUGCACAGGUCCUGGUCAACCAGUUCUGGGAGACCUACGAGGAGCUGAACCCAUGGAUUGAGGAGACCCAAGCCCUCAUCUCGCAGCUGCCACCCCCAGCCAUCGACCACGAGCAGCUCAAGCAGCAGCAGGAUGACAUGAGGCAACUGAGAGAGUCCAUCGCUGAACACAAACCUCACAUCGACAAGCUGCUGAAAAUCGGGCCCCAGCUCAAGGACCUCAACCCCGAGGAAGGCGAGAUGGUGCAAGAAAAAUACUCCAGGGCUGAGGCUUUGUAUGCCAAAAUCAAGGAGGAGGUUUGCCAGCGGGCCCUGGCGCUCGACGAGGCCUUCUCUCAGUCCACCCAGUUCCACGACAAGAUCGAGCCCAUGCUGGAGACCCUGGAGAGCCUCUCCUCGCGCCUGCGGCUGCCGCCCCUCAUCCCCGCCGAGGUCGACAAGAUCCGCGAGUGCAUCAGCGAGAACAAGAACUCCACGGUGGAGCUGGAGAAGCUGCAGCCCUCCUUCGAGGCCCUCAAACGCCGCGGGGAAGAGCUCAUCGCCCGCUCCCAGGGAGCAGACAAGGACCUGGCAGCCAAAGUCAUCCAGGACAAGUUGGAUCAGAUGGUUUUCUUCUGGGAGGACAUCAAAGCUCGCACCGAGGAACGUGAAAUGAAGUUCCUUGAUGUGCUGGAGCUUGCAGAGAAGUUCUGGUAUGACAUGGCAGCGCUGCUGACAACCAUCAAGGACACCCAGGACAUUGUCCACGACCUGGAGAGCCCAGGCAUUGACCCCUCCAUCAUCAAGCAGCAGGUGGAAGCAGCAGAGACCAUCAAGGAGGAGACGGACGGGUUGCACGAAGAGCUGGAGUUCAUCCGCCUCCUUGGGACCGACCUGAUCUUCGCCUGUGGCGAGACUGAGAAGCCAGAAGUGAAGAAGAGCAUUGAUGAGAUGAACAACGCGUGGGAAAACCUCAACAAGACGUGGAAGGAGAGGCUGGAGAAGCUGGAGGAGGCCAUGCAGUCAGCAGUGCAGUACCAAGACACGCUCCAAGCCAUGUUUGACUGGCUGGACAACGCUGUGAUCAAACUGUGCAACAUGUCCCCCGUGGGCACCGACCUCAGCACGGUCAAGGAGCAGAUGAACGAGAUGAAGGAGUUUAAAAUGGAGGUUUACCAGCAGCAGAUCGAGAUGGAAAAGCUUAAUCACCAAGGUGAACUGAUGCUAAAAAAGGCUACGGAUGAGACAGACAGAGACAUCAUCAAGGAGCCACUGACAGAGCUCAAACAUCUCUGGGAGAACUUGGGCGAGAAAAUUGCUCACAGACAGCACAAGCUGGAAGCCGCCCUGCUGGCACUGGGCCAGUUCCAGCACGCCCUGGCAGAGCUGAUGGCCUGGCUGACCCACACCGAGGAGCUGCUGGAUGCCCAAAAACCAAUCAACGGGGACCCAAAGGUCAUUGAGGUGGAGCUUGCAAAGCACCACGUGCUGAAGAACGACGUCCUGGCCCACCAAGCCACGGUGGAGACAGUGAACAAAGCAGGGAACGAGCUGCUGGAGUCGAGCGCAGGGGAUGAUGCCAGCAGCCUGCGGAACCGCCUGGAGAAGCUGAACUCGUGCUGGGAGUCUGUGCUGCAGAAAACAGAGGAGAGGGAGCAGCAGCUGCAGUCCACGCUGCAGCAGGCUCAGGGUUUCCAUGGUGAGAUUGAAGACUUCCUCCUGUGGCUAACGAGGAUGGAGAGCCAAUUGUCAGCGUCCAAACCCACAGGAGGUCUGCCAGAGACUGCCCGGGAACAGCUCAAUGCCCACAUGGAGCUGUACAGCCAGCUCAAAGCCAAGGAGGAUGUGUACAGCCAGCUGCUGGCCAAGGGGAGGCUGAUGCUGCUCAACCGCGACGAUUCCGGCUCCGGCUCGAAGACGGAGCAGAGCGUGGCCCUGCUGGAGCAGAAAUGGUGUCUGGUCAGCACCAAGAUGGAGGAAAGAAAGGCGAAGCUGGAGGAGGCAUUGGCCCUCGCCACGGACUUCCAGAACUCCCUCCAGGAUUUCAUCAACUGGCUGACCCUGGCUGAGCAGAGCCUGAACAUCGCGCCGCCCCCCAGCCUCAUCCUGGCCGCGGUGCUGGCCCAGAUCGAUGAGCACAAGGUGUUCGCCAACGAGGUGAACGCGCACCGGGAUCGCAUCAUCGAGCUGGACCAGAGCGGGAACCAGCUGAAGUUCCUCAGCCAGAAGCAGGACGUGGUGCUGAUCAAGAACCUGCUGGUCAGCGUCCAGUCCCGCUGGGAGAAGGUGGUGCAGCGCUCCGUGGAGCGGGGACGGGCUCUUGAUGAUGCCAGGAAGAGAGCAAAGCAGUUCCACGAGGCCUGGAAGAAGCUGAUUGAUUGGCUGGAGGAUGCAGAGAAUCACCUGGACUCGGAGCUGGAGAUCUCCAACGAUCCUGACAAGAUCAAGCUCCAGCUCUCCAAACACAAGGAGUUCCAGAAGACUCUGGGUGGGAAGCAGCCUGUGUAUGACACCACCAUCAGGACAGGCAGAGCCCUCAAAGAAAAAGCCCUGCUUGCAGAUGACACUCAGAAGUUGGACAAUUUGCUGGGAGAAGUCCGGGAUAAGUGGGACACAGUGUGCGGAAAAUCUGUGGAAAGGCAGCACAAGCUGGAAGAGGCCCUUCUGUUCUCUGGGCAGUUCAUGGAUGCGCUGCAGGCGUUGGUGGACUGGCUGUACAAGGUGGAGCCCCAGUUGGCAGAGGACCAGCCCGUCCAUGGGGACCUGGACCUGGUCAUGAACCUGAUGGAUGCUCACAAGGUGUUCCAGAAGGAGCUGGGGAAGCGCACGGGGACGGUGCAGGUGCUGAAGCGCUCGGGCCGGGAGCUCAUCGAGAACAGCCGGGACGACACCACGUGGGUGAAGGUGCAGCUGCAGGAGCUGAGCAACCGCUGGGACACGGUGUGCAAGCUCUCUGUGUCCAAGCAAACCCGCCUGGAGCAGGCCCUGAAGCAGGCUGAGGAGUUCAGGACAGCCGUGCACUUGCUGCUGGAGUGGCUCUCGGAAGCGGAGCAGUCCCUGCGAUUUCGGGGAGCGCUGCCGGACGACGCCGAGGCCCUGCAGGCCCUCAUCGAUGCCCACAAGGAGUUCAUGAAGAAAGUGGAGGAGAAGAGGGUGGACGUGAACGCGGCCGUGGGGAUGGGCGAGGUCAUCCUGGGCGCCUGCCACCCCGACUGCAUCACCACCAUCAAGCACUGGAUCACCAUCAUCCGGGCCAGGUUCGAGGAGGUUCUCACGUGGGCAAAGCAGCACCAGCAGAGGCUGGAGUCGGCUCUCUCCGAGCUGGUGGCCAAUGCAGAACUUCUGGAGGAGCUCCUGGCUUGGAUCCAGUGGGCUGAGACCACCCUGAUCCAGCGGGACCAGGACCCCAUGCCCCAGAACAUUGAUCAGGUCAAGGCGCUCAUCUCCGAGCACCAGUCUUUUAUGGAGGAGAUGACAAGGAAACAGCCAGACGUGGACCGGGUGACAAAGACGUACAAAAGAAAAGCGACGGAGCCUCCCCACGGGCCCUUCAUCGACAAAUCCCGCAGCAACAGGAAAUCCUUGGGGCAGGCUGCUCCCCCCAGCAUGCCCAUCAUCUCCCAGUCAGAAACGAAGAAUCCCAGAAUAAACCAGCUCUCAGCACGCUGGCAGCAGGUCUGGCUGCUGGCCCUGGAGAGGCAGAGGAAGCUCAACGAUGCCCUGGACAGGCUGGAGGAGCUGAAGGAGUUUGCAAACUUCGAUUUCGACGUCUGGAGGAAGAAGUACAUGCGCUGGAUGAACCACAAGAAGUCCCGGGUGAUGGAUUUCUUCCGGCGCAUCGACAAAGACCAGGACGGCAAAAUCACCCGGCAGGAAUUCAUCGACGGCAUCCUGGCUUCCAAAUUCCCCACCACGAAGCUGGAGAUGACGGCGGUGGCUGAUAUCUUUGACCGCGACGGCGACGGCUACAUCGACUACUACGAGUUUGUGGCUGCCCUCCAUCCCAACAAGGACGCCUACAGACCCACCACGGACGCUGACAAGAUCGAGGAUGAGGUCACCAGGCAAGUGGCCCAGUGCAAAUGUGCCAAGAGGUUCCAGGUGGAGCAGAUCGGCGAGAACAAAUACAGGUUCUUCCUCGGCAAUCAGUUCGGCGAUUCCCAGCAGCUGCGGCUGGUCCGUAUCCUGCGGAGCACGGUCAUGGUCCGUGUGGGCGGAGGCUGGAUGGCCCUGGACGAGUUCCUGGUGAAGAAUGACCCGUGCAGAGCACGGGGACGGACCAACCUGGAGCUGCGGGAGAAGUUCAUCCUGCCGGAGGGAGCCUCGCAGGGGAUGACCCCGUUCCGCUCGCGGGGCCGCCGCUCCAAGCCCUCCUCCCGGGCAGCCUCCCCGACACGCUCCAGCUCCAGCGCCAGCCAGAGCAACCACAGCUGCGCCUCCAUGCCCUCCUCUCCGGCCACCCCGGCCAGCGGAGCCAAGACUCCACACCACUUCUCUCGAUGUUAUGACAAACCCUGGUUGAUAAACAGUAAAGCCAACACCCCCCUGAGGGGAUUCGAUUAUUCCGACUUCCAGCUCCCGAGCGCCGAGGUGACGCCCUCGGCGGGCAGCAAGCUGAAACGCCCCACCUUCCACUCCAGCCGGACCUCCCUGGCUGGGGACACCAGUAACAGCUCCUCACCAGUCUCCACAGGUGCCAAAACCACCCGGGCAGACCCCAAGAAGGCGGCCAGCCGCCCCGCCAGCCGCGCCGGCAGCCGCGCCGGCAGCCGCGCCAGCAGCCGCCGCGGCAGCGACGCCUCCGACUUCGACCUGCUGGAGACGCAGUCGGCGUGCUCCGACACCUCGGAGAGCAGCGCGGCCGGCGGGCAGGGCUCCCGCCGUGCCACCAAGCCCUCCAAGAUCCCCACCAUCUCCAAGAAGACGCCCGCCGCCGCCCCAAAAACCCCGGGCCCCAAAAGAUAAUACUGAACCCACUGCCCUCCCAAUGGGGAGACAGAGAGAGGAAGGAAAAAGGAAAAAAAUCAACAAAUCGACCCGACCCGCGUCCAGUUUUUAACCCGUACAUUGGAUGUAUAUUUAUUCUAAAUGGGAGAAACUAUAUUGUUAAAAGUGUAAAAGAGAAGUUGUGUUAUGAAGCUGCCUUAUUUGGGGUUUUUUUUGUUUUGUUUUCAUUUUUUUGGUUUUUUCUUUUUUUUUUUCCUUUUUUGUAAGUUACUAUUUUCAUGUGAAUAUUUAUGUAGAUAAAAAAAAAAAAAAUUGCCUCUCGGUGACCCCUGUUUAGAGAGGGGCCUGGAAAACUGAAAUGUGGGAGAGAAAGAAAAAAAAAAUCAAGAAAAAGAUUAAAAAAAAAAAAGGAAGCAAAAAAAAAAAAAGGUCAAGAUGUGAAAGUGUAAAGAAAAACUAAAAUAUAAAUAGGAUUUCUGCGCGGUGCAGGGUGUGAACCUGCUUUAUCUUUUAGGAUUGUUUCCUAAAUGCAUCUUUAUAAACUUAACUUGCUGUCUCAGCAAGGUAAAUUAUAUUUAAAAGCAAAGACCUGAAUCCUGCAGUGUUCAAGGAACUCUCUUUUUUGUAAAUCACAGAUACCUCAACCAGAGAAACGUGAGGUGAGGGGACUUGGGGCUUAUGUUUCCAUUUUUUUUAAAAAAGCUAUGUGGUUUUACCUGAAGAAAGCGGAGUUUGACUUUAAUAAAAUUUGCACACACUACAGCAAAGGCCGUGAUAAUUUUGCUGUCUUGAAAAUACUGUUGUGACAACUUUGUUUUUAAAGAACAAACCGAGGGUGAGGGGUUUGGGGAGGGGUUUGAGGAGGGGCUUCACGCCGGGGGAGAGCACGGGGCAGGUCUGGAUCACUCGGGUGCAUCCCUUAGAGGUGGUGGGACCCUCCAAAAUCAAAGAUUCUUCUGGAAUCAUGGCUUAACCAACCCACCCCGAGGCGUUCCUUACACAAUCGCUGUUUUAUCUGCAUCUCUUUGUUUUUCCUAUUUAUUAUUUAACUGGUCAUUCCACUUCCAGCCAGGCUGAGAUCAAUGUGAACUCUGCUCCUAGGAGAAAUCUGGAUUUACACGCACAGUUUGCUUGUCCUUGAAAUGAGUCUCACCAGCACACUCGCUGCAAGUCCUGUCUCGCUUUUGUACGCUCCUUUUUCUUUGUAAUAAAAAUCCAACUGACCAAGUGACCAGGAGACAGGGCGAGGGCUCUCCACAGCUCCUGUAUUUAUUAAAUAUUGUUCCUCUCCGGCUCUGACCGUGUUGCUGUGUGAUUCUCUCAAUUGGUUUCAAAUUGAGGCAAAAAACUGAAGCUCUACCAAUGAAUUGUUUAAAAAAAAUAAUAAUUAAAAAAAAAAAAAAACCAAGACACAUUUUUGUAUUAAAAUUGCUUGCGGUAAUAAACGAUCUUGCCUCCUACUUUA
Prinia subflava (tawny-flanked prinia) is the source of this 24112-nucleotide messenger RNA. It is a transcript of the gene MACF1, whose product is annotated as microtubule actin crosslinking factor 1. Lineage: Eukaryota; Metazoa; Chordata; Aves; Passeriformes; Cisticolidae. Gene Ontology annotation, biological process: regulation of microtubule-based process; regulation of focal adhesion assembly; wound healing. The transcript has 100 exons. The record is from RefSeq and is a predicted model, not a curated record. Gene Ontology annotation, cellular component: actin cytoskeleton; membrane; microtubule. The coding region runs from base 250 to 22665 and encodes 7471 amino acids. Gene Ontology annotation, molecular function: cadherin binding; microtubule binding; calcium ion binding.